This is a messenger RNA of Cercospora beticola, 1770 nucleotides long. Its product is annotated as F-box protein. NCBI's taxonomy places the organism in Eukaryota, Fungi, Ascomycota, Dothideomycetes, Mycosphaerellales, Mycosphaerellaceae. The record is from RefSeq and is a predicted model, not a curated record. Gene Ontology annotation, molecular function: protein binding.
AUGUCGUUCGUAGAGCUCCCGACAGAGCUCAUUGAAAUGAUUUGCGUACGCUGCAGCCUGGACGAGAUCAAGGCGCUCAGGCUCACUUGCCACUCUUUGCGAAAUGUCGCAGAUGACUACUUGUUCCCAGAGAUCGUGACUGUCAUGACAAUCGACAGCAUGAAAGCAGCCUGGCAGAUCGCUCAACAUCCCAAAUUCUGUAAACAGCCAAGGCUCCUUUAUUUUCAAGGCGAUACGUCGGAGCCGCUGAAGUUUGAAGAAUGGAGGGCGAAGUUGGAAUCACAGAUCGAGGUCGACGCACACAUCACAAAGGCCGACAGGAAGCACCUCCAAGAGCUUGGCGAAAUCUCCAUGCGACGGGGCCGGGAACGCCAGAUCGAUCCAAAUCUCGAGGCGCGUGAGAAGGCUCUGAUACAAUUGAUCAGAGCCAAUGCGGAUGCACAGCCCAAGCCAAGCUACUCGGCCGCUCAGCUGCAGAAUCAUUUCGAGUACUACAGCGAACUAGCCUAUGAAGGCGUACAAAUUGUUGAAGACGGGGUGAUUCAACGGUGCAUGCAAGAAGUCUUCGAGAAGUGCAGCAACAUUCGUGCCUUCGACUUCACUACAGCCAACGCACUGCGUGUCCACACCCACAGAGAGAACAAGCAGUUUCGAAAAGGGCUUAUUACCCCGUUCGGAGACUACGAUCGGUGUGGAGAAGGACUGGAGGCGAUGGGCGAAAUAGUACUCGCAGCUGAGAAGGCCGGCUACUCGCCACAGACUCUGAGGCUGGGCUCCGUGUCCUUUCACAUAGCCCGUCAUCUUGAGUUCUCCAAAGCGAUGUCGCGUUUCAUGGCCAAUGUAGAGACUCUACACUGGAUUGUGUCCACGCCGUAUCUGGAAGACGACGAUCUAGGGGUUGAUUCAGAAGAGUUCGCCGAGAUCAUGCUGGGCUUCUCGGAGGGGUAUUUCAUCAUGCUCAUGGAAAGCGCAGGUAACCUCCGCUCCCUGGAAAUUGACAUGCCGUGUCCCAACCCUGGCGAAGACAAGAUUGAGCUGUCAGAUGUGGUCGGCUCCAUAGUCUGGGCGAACUUGCGAAACUUCGCUAUUACAACGGUUUAUGCAAAUCCCUCGGACUUGGUCGACUUUCUACUGCGACACGCGGGAACCCUGGAGCGCCUGGAGCUGAACGAAGUCACACUUGAAGGAGAGUGGCCCGAGUGCUUCUCUAGACUCGCUGGCAAGCUUCCACGCCUGAAGGAAGUGCAACUACGAGGUGUCUUCUCAGUUGGUCAUGGCGCGUUCUUCUGUUUCUUCGGCGAUCUCUACACAUCUCGCGGCAACGAAUACUCGCAAAGCGUGGCAAGAUACAUCAUCGAAGGCGGUGAAGAGUUUUCCAUGCCGCCUGGCAACAAUAGAGAAGAGGCCAUGAUCCCGGAUAGUGAGAGUGACGAUGAUGAAGAGCCAGACUGGGAUGACGAGAAUUUCUUAUUUGCCGAGGAGGACGAUGACCUUCUUGGUAUUGAUGUUUAGCAUUGAAGAAUCAUCGUUCCGAUGCCGCACAUCUACAUUACUACGGUACAGACUAACUCGAGUCGGGGGCUCUCAACGGACGCUUAUCUGGAUUUUCAGAUUUCAGGCAGAAUGCACCGACCUUCACUUCUACACUGUGAGCAUACUUCCCGGCGUUGCUCCAGUUCUCGCCGUCAAAUCUGGCCAUAGCAGGGCAUAAGCCAAUAGGACGCCCGGAGUAGCGAAUGCGCAGGUACCAGCUUGCCAUAGAAGGCACGA